AUUGCAUUGCAGCUAUUACGGCUGCUAUUCUUCUCUCACUCCAAACCAAAUCACACACCAUGACACGACCACGACCCUUGGUACUCUUCUAGAGUCACCAUUUCAUUUUCAUUACCACUUCACUCUCUCCCUCUCCUUCCUUUUUCUCACUCAUAUAAAUACCUCCAUCAAAAUCCGGUUCCGAAUCUCGAUGUCAUCAGUUCGGAGAUUAAUGGCGACUCUGUCUAGCUCUUCCUCCCUCUGGCACGGUCUUUCUAUUCGCGGUUCUCAAUCUAGCUCCAUCUCUCGCUCUCCUGCUUCGCUUGGAUGUAGAACCUUCCGCAGAAGCUUCGUCGUCGCCUCUUCCAAUUUCGACAACGAGAAUCGAGAGUUUGUCAUCGUCGGAGGAGGAAAUGCUGCUGGUUAUGCGGCUAGGACUUUCGUCGAACACGGCAUGGCCGAUGGACGACUCUGUAUCGUCUCCAAAGAGGCGUAUGCACCUUAUGAGCGUCCUGCAUUGACAAAAGCCUAUUUGUUUCCUCUAGACAAGAAGCCUGCUCGUUUACCUGGGUUUCAUACAUGUGUUGGAUCUGGUGGGGAAAGACAGACACCUGAGUGGUAUCAAGAGAAAGGAAUAGAGACGAUGUAUAAUGAACCAGUGACAAGUAUAGAUAUAGAAAAGCAUACCCUAACAACAAAUUCUGGAAAGCUGCUAAAGUAUGGAUCUCUAAUUGUUGCCACAGGGUGUACAGCCUCAAGGUUUCCAGAAAAAAUUGGAGGAAACCUGCCUGGUGUUCACUAUAUUCGUGAUGUUGCCGAUGCUGAUGCGCUUAUAUCAUCUUUGGAGAAGGCAAAGAAGGUAGUUAUUGUCGGUGGUGGUUACAUUGGUAUGGAAGUUGCUGCAGCCGCUGUUGCUUGGAAACUUGAUACUACGAUCGUAUUUCCAGAGGAUCAUCUGUUGCAAAGACUGUUUACUCCUUCACUUGCUCAGAGAUAUGAAGAACUUUACAAAGAGAAUGGUGUUAAAUUCUUGAAGGGUGCCAUGAUUAAAAACUUGGAAGCAGGUGCUGAUGGGCGUGUAGCUGCCAUUAAACUUGAAGAUGGAUCUACAAUUGAAGCAGACACUGUAAUUAUAGGCAUUGGAGCAAAACCUGCUGUCGGUCCCUUUGAAAGUGUGGGUUUGAAUACCACUGUUGGUGGCAUACAGGUUGAUGGUCAGUUUAGAACCAGUAUACCUGGAAUCUUUGCAGUUGGAGAUGUAGCAGCAUUCCCAUUGAAGUUGUAUGACCGUAUCGCAAGAGUUGAACAUGUAGACCAUGCUCGUCGAUCAGCACAACACUGUGUUAAAGCAUUGUUGAGUGCACAAACUCACAACUAUGACUAUCUUCCCUACUUCUACUCAAGGGUGUUUGAGUACGAAGGAAGUUCCAGGAAAGUUUGGUGGCAAUUUUUCGGGGACAAUGUUGGAGAAGCAAUUGAAGUUGGGAAGUUUGAUCCAAAGAUUGCGACUUUCUGGAUAGAUUCUGGUAAAUUGAAAGGAGUUCUUCUAGAAAGCGGAAGCCCUGAGGAAUUUCAACUUCUUCCCAAACUGGCAAGGAGUCAGCCCAUAGUUGAUAAAGCCAAGCUUCAGAAUGCAUCUUCGGUGGAGGAGGCCUUGGAUAUUGCUCGGUCAUCUUUACAGGUUGAAUCUUCAGUCUAGGGACCCGGUGAUGGAGCCAGCUUUUAAUGUAAUACUAAUCACAUCCCUGUCUCUCUCUCUUUUUGCAUAACCACUUCCCAAUAAUAAUUUAAAGCAAAAUAAGUACCCCAUUAUCUUUCUUUAUGCGUCAUGCCCUCUUUAAGCUCUAGAAAAUAAAAUAUUUUAGUGUGACACAGAUGUAUUAAUAGUGGUGAUCACAAGUGAAAUUUAAUUGGUUGUGCGGCUCCUAGGCUACGAGUAAGGAUGGAAUCGGCUUUGUUCCUUUCAUGUAAUAAAUUUGCUUUUUUUUUU
Molecule: messenger RNA, 1969 nt
Organism: Humulus lupulus (European hop)
Lineage: Eukaryota; Viridiplantae; Streptophyta; Magnoliopsida; Rosales; Cannabaceae
Product: monodehydroascorbate reductase, chloroplastic/mitochondrial
Exons: 17
Coding region: 191-1678 (495 amino acids)
Cellular component (GO): cytoplasm
Molecular function (GO): flavin adenine dinucleotide binding; oxidoreductase activity, acting on NAD(P)H
Source: RefSeq, a predicted model, not a curated record